AUGGCAGCAGCGAUUGAAAUUGGUAUAGAGAAAUUGGAAGUAGUGGGAGAUUCCAACCUGGUAGUCUCACAGGCCAACGGUGAUUGGAAAGUCAAAGAAGAAAAGCUAAAGCCUUACCAUCAAAAUCUUGAGGAUCUCAUCCCUCAGUUCAACAAAGUAACCUUUACUCAUGUACCGAGGCUCAAGAAUCAAUUUGCAAACGUCUUGGCCACACUGGCAUCCAUGGUUGAAAUUCCCAUUGGUGUGAAGUUAAGGCCAAUUAUAAUCGAACAAAGGGAUACACCGGUAUACCAGUAUGUCAUGGCCAUUGACGAGCCCGAAGAUGAUCACCCUUGGUAUUACGACAUUUGGAGAUUCGUGGAAAGAUGA
This is a messenger RNA of Rhododendron vialii, 369 nucleotides long. RefSeq lists its product as uncharacterized. Gene Ontology annotation, molecular function: RNA-DNA hybrid ribonuclease activity; nucleic acid binding. The record is from RefSeq and is a predicted model, not a curated record. NCBI's taxonomy places the organism in Eukaryota, Viridiplantae, Streptophyta, Magnoliopsida, Ericales, Ericaceae. The transcript has a single exon. The coding region runs from base 1 to 369 and encodes 122 amino acids.